Cylicostephanus goldi is the source of this 526-nucleotide messenger RNA. Lineage: Eukaryota; Metazoa; Nematoda; Chromadorea; Rhabditida; Strongylidae. The record is from the annotation of a GenBank genome assembly.
UUCCUUUGAUUUCCAUAUGACUGAGUAUAAAGAAAUGAUAGGCUUUGAUGCGGCUUCUGAAAUGAUUUUUAUUACCAAAUUCUAGGGUCUCUUCCACAACCUGCUCACUAUCCAAAACGCACUUUGUCGCUUCCAUGAGAGCAACGCAAACUCGCUGACCAAAUUGAAGCAGGUCAACAACUAUUUCAACCAACUCGAAGGCUACACCGGAUGUGAGGAUAUUGACUAUCAAAGCUUCAUUGAAUUUAUGCAGGAUACUUCCUACGGCGAUGCUCAAGAAAUUCGUGCUUGGGUUUGGCAAACAUGUACUGAGUUUGGUUACUACCAGUCAACAGACUCUGACACGGCCGGACCAUUCUUCGGAGGGAAACCAGCUUUACCAGUCAAGUACUACAUUGAUGAGUGCACAAACAUCUACGGAAGCGAGUUCAACUCAGUCACUGUAGCUGAUGCCGUUGCCAAAGUGAAUGCCUACUAUGGUGGUCGGGAUAACAUGCAGGUGAUUCGAGACCCUUCAAUGACGUAA